AGGCCCCUGGGGAGCUUGGCGCCGUCGGACAGUGUGCUGAAGUCCCAGGUCUGAUGGUUGGAGAACGUCAUGGCGCCGGGGAUGUCGAAGACGCCCGUGACACCCGUCUUCCGCGCGGGAUUCGCCGAGGCGCAAGCGGCUAGGAAGGCCGUGACGAAGAGGGAGAGGCGGCCCAUGGUGAAGAUGAGACCGGAGAGAGGAAUGGGGGGGGGGGGGGGCUUGUGAGACCUCGUAGCGUGGAAGGUGGCAGCCGGGUCUUGCUUCUGGAAGGGAGAGGAAUGGUGGGGAUGUUGAGGAAUUUCGGUACGUGUGAAUGUGUUACUAUCCAGCGUGACGGACGUCACCCCAUAUGCGUCUACUUGCACGGCACGGUUUCUCUCGACGUCUGGGAACUACCGAGCAGUCUUUCAAAGGCUUACAAAAGCUCGCCUCCUGCGCUCACUCUGUGGCGCCCAGAUCCCCGGAAGCAUCCCACGGUAGUCGUCGUCGUGGUUGAUGGGCGGACUUCUAGGUCGUGGCCCGCCGGAAAGGGGCAAGGCAUGGGCACGAUCGAGGCAGCGCCUCUCCGUGCGUCUUCCCAUCGACCGGGCUGCAUGAGGGAGAGCGCGGGGAACGACACGGAUGGUAGAGCGCCUUUUCCCCUAGGCUCUAUUGACUCGACGUCCGAGAACGAACAUGGGUGGGCAGGGUGGACUUUUGCUCGAGUCCAACGGCUUCUCCUAGAUUCAACCGGACCAACCAGAUUCCCUCGACCGCCGCCGAAUAGGGGAUCUUGGCCCAGAGGAAGCGCCCUUCUGGGCGCCUUUGUGAUGUCAUAUGGGUGAAGGGCAUCUGGGCUCGCCCAUCUCGCCGAGCUCUGUUGGCGGACGUGGUCUUCAGGACCCCGUGCUCACCCAUAGCCACCAGCAGCCUCUGCCAGGCCUAGGCCGACCGCAGCCCUGGG
Colletotrichum navitas is the source of this 943-nucleotide messenger RNA. RefSeq lists its product as uncharacterized. Lineage: Eukaryota; Fungi; Ascomycota; Sordariomycetes; Glomerellales; Glomerellaceae. The transcript is spliced from 2 exons. The coding region runs from base 279 to 824 and encodes 181 amino acids. The record is from RefSeq and is a predicted model, not a curated record.